AGCACCGACGAGGCGUGCGAGGCGACGGUUGCGGCGGCCCGAAGUGAAGCGUCUCGUUGCGGGGAUCGCAGCUCAGCCCAGCCAAAGCCGACAUUCGCUGCCUCGGCCGGCGCAAUAAUCCAUCACCAUGUCGAACGCCGCAGUCGGCCCCGUCUACGACUCCAUCAUCACCGAGGUCAUUAACUCUGUCCGCGUCGAUUUUGAGGAGAAUGGCGUCGACGAAGGUGUUUUGGAGGACCUUAAGAAGAGAUGGCAGGCGAAGCUCUCUCAGAUGAAGGUGGCCCAAUUCCCCUGGGACCCCAAGCCCGAGCCGCCGCCGGCGUCCGCGGCAGGGACUGGCACACAGGCAGCAACCGUUCCGCAGACUUCGGCUCCUGCCACGAACAACUACACGCAUUCCACGCUCAGUCCUCAGGGUCCCGCGCAGUCUCUCUCACUUCCUGGGCAACUUGCUCCCAAUGCUGGCGGGAUGGCUCUCAAACAAGAACCGGGUCUCGUUAAUGCCGAUCCCGUGAUCAAGCAGGAACCUGGUCUCCCAUCCAUGCCGUCGAUGCAUCCGGGCUACAACCCCGCAGCUACGGCCCGCGGCACAGCCGCUCAGCGUGCUGCCCAGGCGCUAGAGAACCAGUUCGGACAGCGAGCUGCUGCGUCAAUCAACGCCAUCCACAGCGGCAUGGCCUCGCAAAUGAACGCCGGAGCUCAGCCGCAGCAAAGCACACGGCCGGGCCAGGCGCCGCAGCCCAUGAACGCGCAGCAACAAUACCGGCAGGAUGUUGCUGCUGCUAUGCAACAGCGUCUGCAACAGGUUCCCCAUACCGGCGCACCGAACGGCCUUCCCGCGAGUCAAGUGGACGGGCCUAGUGAUGCGGCGUGCGGCUCGGGGCCCCGGCCGACGAUGGGCCGGACCGAGAUUGAUGAGCACCUGCACGCCCAGCUUGCCGCCAGGGCUAAGCAAAUGGAAGGGGGCGGCCUGAUGCUACCACUCAAGGACGCCACCAAGGAUCGCAGCGUGCCUACCACACGUCCGAGCAAGGGUGGUCUUGCCCAGCAUGACGGGGCCGAGGACGGAAUUAAGAGUGAAGAGGACGAGGAUAAGGACGCCAUCAACUCCGAUCUUGACGACUCGGACGAAGACAAGGAUGAUGAAGAAGACGAUGACGAGUCGAUGGGCCACAUGAUGCUCUGCAUGUACGACAAGGUGCAGCGCGUCAAGAACAAGUGGAAGUGCAUUUUGAAGGACGGUGUCCUCACCGUCAACGGCAAGGAAUAUGUGUUUCAUAAAGCCACCGGCGAGUACGAGUGGUGAAACACCCCACCUUCCGUUGGCCGAUGCCGGGCCCUGCUGGCCAUGCCGCAUGCGAUGCCGGCAGCACUUCCCUUGCGCUGCGGUUUGUCUUCGUCCCUCUUAUGGUAACGAAAAGGGCCCCCUCGCAUUGACUACAAGGCCGGUUUGAGGCGAGUUCUAGCUUAAGAAGCUGGGACAUGCUUAUUAUCUCUU
This is a messenger RNA of Thermothielavioides terrestris NRRL 8126, 1498 nucleotides long. RefSeq lists its product as uncharacterized. The transcript is spliced from 3 exons. Bases 128 to 1306 code for a protein of 392 amino acids. Lineage: Eukaryota; Fungi; Ascomycota; Sordariomycetes; Sordariales; Chaetomiaceae. Gene Ontology annotation, cellular component: transcription factor TFIIA complex. Gene Ontology annotation, biological process: transcription by RNA polymerase II; transcription initiation at RNA polymerase II promoter. The record is from RefSeq and is a predicted model, not a curated record.